AUUUGUUGCAAACAUUGCGAAGGGCGAAGUCAUGGUGCCGGCACCGCCUCGGCUCUUCAUGGCACCGUGAGAACUUUCUCCCUGGCCCCGCUUCGCUCCAUCUUUUCUUUUUGGAUGUUUGUCAGUGGGAUCGUGCUCCUUUGGGGAAUCCUCCAUCGUUUCCCUUUUCAAUAAUGUUCACUUUUGCUGCCUUCUGCUACAUGCUGUCUCUGGUCCUCUGCGUGUCCCUGAUCUUCUUUGCAAUAUGGCACAUAACAGCUUUUGAUGAGCUCCAGACUGACUUCAAAGUGCCGAUUGAUCAGGGCAAUCCACUCCAUGCGAGGGAGAGACUGCGGAAUAUUGAGAGGAUCUGCAACCUGCUGAGGAAGUUGGUGCUACCGGAGUAUUCCAUCCAUGGGCUCUUCUGUAUCAUGUUCCUGUGUGCCCAGGAGUGGCUGACUGUAGGCCUCAACAUCCCCCUGCUCUUCUACAACACCUGGAGGUACUUUCAUUCCCCAACGGAUACUAAGGAGCUGCUCUACGACCCGGCGUCCGUGAUGAACGGCGACACACUCAAGUUCUGCCUGAAGGAGGCGUGGUGCAAGCUGUCCUUCUUUGUCCUCUCCUUCUUCUACUAUCUCUACUGUAUGAUCUACUCCUUGGUUACCUCAUAACAACUGAUUUAUACUACAGAAAAAUAAAAAAGGACUCUGGAUUCACAGGCUGCCCUUUGGGUCAGUUCUAGAAUUGAAAUGACAGGACAUUUUACAGAAAAAGACAAUGAGAGAAACAUGUUUUGUGUUGUGAAGCCAAACGAUGAACACGUCGGGGCUGACGCUCAUUCUAUGCUCUGGCCCUCGCCCCCAAAGAGGAAAGGACUUGCUUUAUGUUCGACUGUACAUAAAAACUGAAGACUAAAUCUGCUGUUUACAGUCUGAUUGGUCAUAGCAAGACCCAAGUUAAUCACUGCCUGGCCAAUGUUUGUAUCACACACACGCACACACACAUAUAAACACACAUCCUCUGAGUGGUACCAUACUCACUGUACAGUAGCAGUGCCGGUAGCCCGGAGGACGAAGAGCACAGUAGCGUUUGCACAGUUUGUCUCAGGCACAGCACACGGUGAAGCACUGUCCAGCCCAGCGCCGCUCGCCGACCCGCAGUCAUUCCUCGCCGACGCCUCGCCAACCGUAGCUUCCCCGGUGAGCCCGAUUCGAGGGGUGGAUGGACGAGUUGACGGAUGGAUCACACUGUACAGAGAAGAGAAACAAGCUCUGGAGGAAGCACCAGGGAGGAGAGUUCUCUUUGUAUCUCCCCACAGAUGGCACAUAACGGUCCACGGCCUGUGGACUUCUCUUUCUAACAUUAUGUGAAUGGCUUUUGUGACGUGUGCAAUUUUGGUGUAUUCUUUAACAAAAGGCAUUUCUAAUUGAUCUAUGGCAAAAGGUAUUCUAUACAGCAAAAGCCUUCUUCGUGUUGUCCUCGUGUUGUUCAACUGUGGGAAACUUUUCUAGAACUCGGAACCGAAGUAAAACCACAAAAAAACUGAAAAAUGUCAAAGCUUUUAUAGUAGAGGAGCACACAGUCUUUGCACAAAUAGGGUCUUUGAUCUUGCACAAUAUUCGCAAUAUUUGGCUAUAUAUUAGAAACGAUUUAUGAUAGUCUAGACACACAGGAGACGGUCUUCCAACAUAUAAAGAACUAUCCAGCCCUGUUUGAAGAUAAUGGGUGGUGGGGGGUGGGGGCUUUUCUAGCGCUAUUUACACCAUGGACCAAAAUGUUGUCUUUCCAGUAUUCGAAUUGAUUUAUUUAUUUAUUUAUGUCUAUUUGUGAGAUGCUGACAGCUUGCCUCCAUACUCUAAAAUAAGAAUAAGAGGAAGUGAAAGGUGUCUCGAAAUAAUCUCAGUGAUUUGAAUAAAAGCAAAAGUAGCAGAAGAUGCAAAUAAUAUUUGAGGAACUGCCUGGGUAUAUUGAGAUGUUAUAUAGUUAUUUCCCGGAGAUAAAGUCCCCUUCCAUAUGCAGGUUAGAGGUCGUCCCUUGCAGCUGCAGGGCACUCGGCGUCUGGCUCGUAGGCAAUUCUGCAGUGCAGGCGAUUGGACCUCCCCUUUCCACAUGUAGCACAGUUUGCCACUUAUAGAUCUUUUGGUACGCACCUGGUAUUAACAUGUGGUAUUAGUUGUCACAAGUGGUCACAGGAGACACAUUCAGGACACACUUUAAUGCCAGGUGUGAACACACGUCCGUAUCGCUGGCUACAAGUGAUUGGAUGUCUGAGGACGGAUGGUAAUACCAAGUGUGUAGAUCUCCAGCGUCAUCCCUCACUUGAUCACGGACUCAAGGAGCAGAUAGGAAUGCCCACUUCUUGUUGUUUUCUCUUAUUCUAAGUCAUUUUCUAUCCUUACCGUGUAUGUGACCAACCGCGUAAAAUUUAGAUAUUGUUUAUGAAAUAAAA
Platichthys flesus (European flounder) is the source of this 2431-nucleotide messenger RNA. It is a transcript of the gene cnih3, whose product is annotated as cornichon family AMPA receptor auxiliary protein 3. Gene Ontology annotation, biological process: regulation of AMPA receptor activity; vesicle-mediated transport. Gene Ontology annotation, cellular component: synapse; dendrite. The coding region runs from base 174 to 653 and encodes 159 amino acids. The record is from RefSeq and is a predicted model, not a curated record. Lineage: Eukaryota; Metazoa; Chordata; Actinopteri; Pleuronectiformes; Pleuronectidae. The transcript is spliced from 6 exons.